AUUGUUUGUUCUUCGAUUUGCUAUUAAACUUAUUCAAUGAUCAAUACAAGCUUAUUUAUGAAAAUUAUAAGUGUUUUGUGAUUUGUAACAUUUUUAGGUGCAAAGUUACUACAAACUUACACUAGUGAAAAAGAACAUUUACUUUGAAAUUAAGUUGACUGGACUUUUGGAUUUGGUGUAACAUCCUAACACACAUAAAUGCAAAAUGGACAACUUAGACGAUUCAGAGAACAAUGCGAAGAUAUCAGAUUCUGCCUACUCAAACAGCUGCAGCAACAGCCAAUCCAGGAGAAGUCAUAGUUCGAAGUCAACCCAUUCUGGAAGCAAUUCAAGCGGCAGCAGUGGUUAUGGCGGGAAACCCUCCACUUCUGGAAGCAGCAACAACUUGGGGCAACCGCCCAAAAAGGACAAAGAUCCAAAGAAAAAGAAGCUGCUACCUCAGAUUGAGACUUUGGUACCUGAUGUAGUGGUGGAAGAGGCCAGGGCGCCUGAACCGACCCCAACUUUUGAUGCACCCAAAGAAGAGCAGCUAGAUGUUAUCCCGUCGCUGCCCCCUGCGCAUGCGCAGUCGGAGAAGGGAGUGGAGGACAUGGACAUAUGUGCCCCGGAGCUGGGCACGCUCAACGAUGAGGUGGUUACGUGCAACAUAUCUCAGGUUAACCCUGCAGCCAACUUCGUCACAGGCCGUCCCCUACAAGCUACGUAUUGCUCGGUGCAAAGUAAGCGGUACCAGGAGAUUGGCCGCUUCGAGAUGCGUUGUGAAAACUCUGAACAGUUACGUUGCAAGGACGGAUUUUCAUGCGUGAUAUCGAUGCAUGAUGGCGUGGUCAUGUACGCUACGUCGUCUCUCACUACUACUCUUGGCUUCCCUAAAGACAUGUGGAUUGGCCGAUCAUUCAUCGACUUCGUACACCCAAGGGACCGCAACACUUUUGCGUCUCAAAUCACCAAUGGUUUGGCAGUCCCGAAAAUUGAUAAUGGUACGCAAGAAAAAGUACAAUUCCCAGCUAAUUCGGUGUCGACAAUGGUCUGUCGUAUAAGACGGUACAGAGGCCUCACUUCUGGUUUUGGAGUGAAAGAAAGAGUUGUGGGAUUUAUGCCGUUCUUGCUUAAAUUGACCUUCAAGAAUAUUAGCGAUGAAGAAGGCAAAGUUAUAUACCUGGUCAUUCAAGCUACGCCCUUCUUUUCGGCAUUCAAAACUCCGAACGAGUUGGUAACAAAGGCUGUGCCGUUUGUAAUAAGACACGCGGCCAAUGGUCACAUUGAGUACGUUGAUUCGGAAUCCGUGCCAUACCUUGGUUAUCUGCCGCAAGACUUAGCGGAUAAAGAUGCGUUAAUGUUGUAUCACCCUGACGACCUGAUAUAUCUACGUCAAGUCUAUGACACUAUUGUAAAAGAAGGAGGUCUGGCUAGAUCGAAAUCUUACAGGAUGAUAACACAAAAUGGAGACUACAUUCGUCUGGAAACGGAGUGGUCGUCAUUUAUAAACCCUUGGUCCAAGAAACUGGAAUUCGUUAUCGGCAAGCAUCACAUAGUUGAGGGCCCAUCUAACCCAGACGUGUUUCAAUCUCCCGACCCGGAUAGGACACAGAAAAUUCCAGAAGAAGAGAAAAAUAAAGCGCAAAUGCUCAGAGAAAACAUUAUCCGAACAAUGAAUGAGGUCCUAACUAAGCCGGCGGAAUUGGCUAAGCAACAGAUGAGCAAGCGUUGCCAAGACCUGGCUUCUUUCAUGGAGAGUCUUAUGGAAGAAGCGCCCAAGACUGAUGAGGAAUUACGCUUAGAAAUAAACGACCCGGACCAUAGUUACUAUGAAAGGGACUCGGUGAUGCUCGGUGGAAUAUCCCCACAUCACGAUUAUUAUGAUAGCAAGUCGAGCACUGAAACCCCGUUGAGCUACAGCCUGCUUAACUACAAUGACACGUUACAACGGUAUUUCGAUAGUCACCAACCCGUCUCCUACGAGGAAUACAACCCGGUCACCGGCGAGAAUGUCCUUGGACUAAAAGACACGAGACCGUUUACAAAUUUCAGUCAUUGCCUGUCCCCGAUGGCGCAACAUUCCAGGGACUCGGGUGAGAUGACGUGCUCAUCUGAUUCCAACGGUAUGGCAAUGGGCAGCAACAGCCCCAUGAUGCCUCUAGGAGACUACCAGCCAAUCCGCCUCACCGAGGCCUUGCUAAACAAGCACAAUGCAGAGAUGGAAAAGGAAUUGAUGAAGAUACAUAGGGAGACUCGUUCUAGCAGCAAGGGCGAGAGGGAAAAGAAAUCUAAUGAGACGAGGAAGAAGAAGAAAGAGCAUUUGGCGAGGUGCAAUGCGUCCUACCAUCCUACCAGUGCUGGGGCCACCAAUGUUGAAUACCAGGUCGGAAAUCAACAGCAGCAACACGGAGUCAAACGGGCUUCCAAACUGAUGGAGACGGACGUCGGUGCCCACAAGCAUCACUGCCCGUCGCCCCGUCAGGCGCGUCGUAACAAACGCACCCUGAUGACCAGCCCGCCCGCCACGCAGCCCACCUCAGCCGUCACUACCACCGUCGGUCAGUUGGUCACAGCAUCCAAUCAGUGGCAAGCGCCUCCCGCUAAUAACAUGAACACGUUCAUCCUGGGCGUUGGGAUCCCGCAGCAGAUGUCCAUCAUGAGCCCCAUGCCUCAUCCCAUGCAAGCCAUGCACACCAUGUCAGCUGUGCCAGGAAUGUUCCCGAUGUACUACGCCCCGGCGGCUAACCCGCAGCAAAUGGCUGCGAGUUCCGCACACCACCACAUUCCUUCAAGCAGCCACCACCAGUUCCCUGCACCCAUGAUGAUGUACGGUCAGCCAAUGUACGGGUCUCCUUUCAUGUAUUCCCCAAUGGCUCAGCAAAUGACCUAUCCCAUGCAACAGUCGAACUUGAUGGCCCAAACUAUGCAACAAAACACCAAUACUAUGUACCCACUUGGACUUACUAGCAGCAAUUACGAAGAGGCUUGUAAGCCCAGUUUGACGUUGAGACCAAACAAGUCUCAAGGAGUAUUGUGGCGCGACAAGAAACGACCAGAUUCACAAGGCACAUCUUCAAAAACAGACAAUGGCAGCGGUGAUAGUAACUCUUCGAAUGCCUUGAACCGGAGCACAGACGCUGUGCAAAACACCCCGCCUUCAAGGGAGAGUCGACUCAACAAGCUGAACCGUCUGGGCAACAGCGACGAAACCCGUGACAAAACUGACGGAGAAUCUAGCUAUUCGUCAUUCUACUCCUCCUUUUUUAAGACUGAGUCCGGCAGUGCCGAGGAUAGUGGUGACGGCAAGAAUGCCAAGGAUAAGAGACUUAGGAGCCCUAUAAACGUGACAUCUUCCUACUAUGUACCUCAUCCUGCUAAGAAACCCGCCGCCCGGAGGAAGAUGGAACCACCAUGGAUGGAACAGGUCUGCGUAACUUCAGAACUAGUCUACAAGUACCAGAUCCUUACCAAAUCCAUGGAGGAAACAUUGACCGCUGAUAAAGAGAAAAUUGAAAAUUUAGAACAGCCGUCUCUAGUCAACGAGCAGCUGAGCCAGUUGUACCUGGACUUACAACUCGAAGGUGUGGCUGCGAGGCUCACCCUCGAGGAAGGUAUCACCAGCUCAAGCAGCUCCGGCGAGGAAACCACCACUAAUGUCACUAAGAGUUCACGUAGGAAGCGGGAAUACAGCAAACUAGUUAUGAUUUACGAAGAGGACGCGCCCCUCCCCCCGCCCGCGGAGGACGCCGCCGAGGGAGAGGCCGAAGCCUCAAGUUCUUCUACUUGUUAAGGCAAAUCGUCACAAUUGACACAAGUCGUCAUCAAUGCACAAUUCACAUAAUGUGGCAUUACUAUAAAGUCAAGUAACAAAGACUAUAAAUAAUUAAAAUAAGCAAUACCAGCGAGAUGAUGGACCUCUGUCAAGAUUUCGUGCUAGUGAUUACAAACCAAGAUCUCAUUCUGUUCUCGACGUGAUUCAAUCAUAUUUUUUUAUUUGUGUGGCGGGUUAAUUAGUCAAUAAGUCCAUUGUUGAUUCCCAAGGACUGCCAAUACACCAAAUAUAAAUAAUUGUAAUAAGUUUUCUAAAAAAAACAUCUACUCUUUUGUUUUGUUACAUCUUAUAUUUUCAAAUUAUAUUCCUGUUCAAAUUAGAGUGCAUUAAUUUAGGAAUGUUAAGAACAAGGUUUUGUCAUAGAAUAUUAUUAGCUGUGAUACGUAAUGUUGGUGCUACGGAUAAUAAGCGAAGCCUCGUGUAAUUUCAUAUUCUCGAAUUACAAAGCUGAAGUUAAUUAUAAUUUAAGGUGGAUUGUCCCGAUGUUGUUAUUUAUGUGAAUAUACUCUGGUAUCUAGACAUUCAUUCGAUCAGUUGCUACAUAGUGAGUACCUUAGGUGUAUUAACCGUGACAUGAACAUGAAGGUACACACACAACAAUAGUACUGGCAUUGAUUUCCAUGCAUCAUAUUUCUAUAUAACAACUCUUAACAUUCCGGUGCUCUCAAGAGGUCUUAUUAAGUAUUGAAUUCAGGGUAAAGUAUUAUGGGAACCAGAAUCAACCAAACUCCGUUAUAUUUUCAGAGAUAUAUGUACCUAGUUAUAUGUUUGUUUCUUUAUUAAGUAUAAGUAUAAUAUAGACUCAAAAACUUGCAUUUACUCGAUUACGCAACACAUUGCUGAUAUGUUUGUGCCAUGUCCAUUUUAUGCAUUUUUACUCCUAGUUAGCUGGACUUGGGAUAUGAAAGUGUCACGUGUGUGUUGAAUAUAGCAUUAAAAUAAUCAAUAAAAGUAUUUUUGGUAAUUUUUGCGUCAUCGAGUUAGUCUGUUAUAUAAAUAUAGAUUUAAGAUGUCUUGCAUAAAUUACAAUAUAUUUUGCAAUAGUAAAGGGAAUCAUGAAACUGAAAUAGCAACUAGCUAAGUAGUCCAUUGCUGUAACAGGUGCCUUAAAAAUACAAUUGAAAUAUUUUUGCAGACAUUGAAGAAAUAGUCGAUCAAUAUUGGAGAAAUUAUAUAGUUAUUUAAAAAAAUAUAUAUGUUUUCGCAUUGGGAACUUUGUCAAUUCUGUACAGGGUUACCAAAGUUAUUUGAGAAGAAGAAAUAUUUUUUAUUAUUUGAUUGUUAAAAGAUGUCGAAAUUCAGUCUAUUAGAACGACGGUGACUACAGAGCAUUUGUUGUAAACGAUAGAAUUGAAUAUUUCCAUUGAUCUGUUAAAUUUUAUGAGAAAAUUGUUGAAAUAUUGAAAGAAUUCUAUUUAAUGAGUAUUAAAAUAAUUCAUGAGACAUGACAUUCAUUCCUUUGAAAUAAAUACGAGCAGAGUUAUAUUUGAUUUGUUACGUUAGUCUUAAAUACAGUUUAAGUGUAAUUAGUUAUAAGUUAAGAUAUGUAUGAUAAUUUUAAAUUUGUUAGCACACUAAUGUUUACUAUAGUUGGUGUUAUUUCCGAUUUAAGGUAAUUUCAAUUAUAAUGCAUAAGAGAAAAGUAAUACUUUAAUGUUGAUUCAAAUUUACCUGGUGUGUUAUUCAUUUAUCAAACUGAUUAUACGUAAUUGUAAAAUUAUUUUUGCCUUGUGCGUCCUUCUCAAAAAAAUGCUGUUAAAUUCGUUUUUGUUUAAUAUAUUCUCGUAAACUUAUGUCAUCCCAGUUUAUUGUAGUUGAUUUAUAUUUUUGAGUUUAUUAUAAAGUAAAUUCAAUAUCACUUAUCACUGAUUUAAUCAGAUUUAGAAGUGAGAAGUAAUAUUGGAUUUACUUUUGAUUAUGAUCAAGACAACGUUUAUUAUUUUACUAUUUUACUUUAUUUUUAUUUUUUUGAAUUUAUUAUUGAAUCAGUUUAGAAGUGGUAUUUUAUUUCCGUUUGUUUCGUUUAAUAUUUAACACCACCACCAUAAAAAGUCUUCUCUUUAGUUAUAUGGAUAUAAGGGUCAGAGGGAGAAUUACAAUUUUCUAUAGUGAUUAAAUUUUUUCUGUUGAUUUUAUUUUUUGAAUACUUUCAAAAUAGUUUAAAGAAUUUUUUGAUAUAUAAUAAUUAAUACCUUCUAAAAAUUAAUAGUUCACCAAUAUUAUUACAUUUCUGUGAAAUAAAUGAUUGGAAAGUGA
Messenger RNA from Helicoverpa armigera (cotton bollworm), 6067 nucleotides. It is a transcript of the gene per, whose product is annotated as period circadian protein. Gene Ontology annotation, biological process: entrainment of circadian clock by photoperiod; negative regulation of transcription by RNA polymerase II; circadian regulation of gene expression. Gene Ontology annotation, molecular function: transcription corepressor binding; transcription cis-regulatory region binding. Gene Ontology annotation, cellular component: cytoplasm; nucleus. The coding region runs from base 206 to 3769 and encodes 1187 amino acids. The record is from RefSeq and is a predicted model, not a curated record. The transcript has 28 exons. Lineage: Eukaryota; Metazoa; Arthropoda; Insecta; Lepidoptera; Noctuidae.